AUGAGGAGAAGACAGAGGAGACAAAGCUCGAAUAUAUUCCACAUGCUGACGAAAAACCAGAUAGUCGAGCUUCGGGAAGCCUUCAACUUCAUGGAUGUAAACAGCGAUACGUUUGUUGAUAGGGGGGAUUUGGAAAACUUUCUUGCAUCGAUAGGGUCACCUUUUUCGGAGAGUGAGAUCGAUGAAAUGAUGGCUGAGGGGGGAGACAGCAUGACAUACAUGCUGUUUCUGACGAUGAUAGGAGAAAGGCUCAGCUGCACAGAUUCGGAAAAGAGCAUCUUCAAUGCACUAAAAGAGUUUGACGAUAACGGAGACGGUACAAUUGACGAAAAGGUACUGAGGGAAUGGCUGACGGAAAAAGGGGACCGAAUGGCAGAUGAGGAUGUUAAUUUGCUCCUAAGAGACUGCGUAGAAAAUGGAAGAAUUGACUGUAGAAGCCUUACAACCAAAAUGAAAUACGGGGAAAUCAUCAACGAAUAA
This is a messenger RNA of Encephalitozoon cuniculi GB-M1, 480 nucleotides long. Its product is annotated as myosin regulatory light chain. Gene Ontology annotation, molecular function: calcium ion binding; myosin heavy chain binding. The coding region runs from base 1 to 480 and encodes 159 amino acids. The transcript has a single exon. Gene Ontology annotation, cellular component: cytoplasm; myosin II complex. NCBI's taxonomy places the organism in Eukaryota, Fungi, Microsporidia, Unikaryonidae. The record is from RefSeq and is marked provisional.